UUUCACAAUACAAUUGAAGACAUAUCUUAAAAUAUAGCACACUUCUCUCUCAAUUAAUGUAAUGAAAGGAGUAAAUUGUCAAAACAUCACCUAAUGUAUCGUCAGCCAUUUUCCCCAACUGAUUCUCUCUUGUGCAUCAUUGAUCUUUAUGAGAUCACUCUUAUCAACUUGUGACAAAAUGAUAACAGCAAUGUUUUGUGUGAAUCGAAUAUUACUAGAAUAAAGGAAACUGUGCUUUUUCAAGUGAAACAACUGAACUUAACAAUGGAAGUUAAUAAAAAGUACACAGUAUUAGUAACCGGAUUUGGUCCAUUUGAUAAUCAUAUCGUUAACGCUAGCUGGGAAGCUGCAAAGGAAUUAAGUAAACUAUGCAUUAACUCGAAAGAAUUGAUGGACGUUGAAGUAAUCGUAAAAGAGAUUCCAGUUUCGUAUGAAGAUGUAACUAAAUAUGUACCAAAGUUUUGGCAAGAGUAUAAACCUAUAGUGGUUCUACAUUUAGGAGUAAGUCGCCAAGCGCGAUGUUUAACUAUAGAAUGUCGUGCUCAUAGUAAUGGUUACUUAAGAAAAGAUAUAUUUAACAAAUGUCCAGACGAAAGUAAUAUUGAAUCUGAAAUUUUUGAAACUAAAAUCAACGCCAAACAAAUUUGUAACAUAAUUAACGAAAGUUCAGACAAAACAAAAUGCAAUGCUUGUAUUUCAUACAAUGCAGGGAGAUAUUUAUGUGAAUACAUAUUUUAUAAAUCUCUACAGAUUGCACCUAAAAGGACACUAUUUGUUCAUGUUCCAGAUUUCAAUCAGUAUUCAAGUGUACAAAGUGCAAAAGGUUUAUAUGAAAUUUUAUAUUAUAUUAUCGAGGAUAUGAAAAAACAAUAGACAAUAAGCUUUAUAAUAUAAAAGUUAUAAUUGUAUGUGUGUAUGUCCAAAGUAGUAUUUAAUAAAUCACUAUUUAAAAUAC
Molecule: messenger RNA, 955 nt
Organism: Bombus pyrosoma
Lineage: Eukaryota; Metazoa; Arthropoda; Insecta; Hymenoptera; Apidae
Product: pyroglutamyl-peptidase 1
Exons: 3
Coding region: 265-873 (202 amino acids)
Biological process (GO): proteolysis
Cellular component (GO): cytosol
Molecular function (GO): pyroglutamyl-peptidase activity
Source: RefSeq, a predicted model, not a curated record